AUGGUGGUCACGACAGAAGGCGGUGCGGCUUUUGGCCAACCGACAGACCAUCAGAUGGACGACGCACGCAGGGCUCGAGAGUUCUACCACUACUUUCAACCGGACAAUCUCCUCCAACCUCACCUCCGACGUCGCCCUUCGAUCCUCGAUGUCACCAGCGAUGAAGUCCCCAACCUGUGCAAGGCCCUCUCCCCACUGUGCCAGUUAACAGCCCUUCGCUUGGACGUCCGCAAGGCAAUGAUCAAUGUCAUGGAUCGCGAUGUCAUGUAUUUCUUGAGUGGAGCCACGAAAAUCUGGACGGACGAGGCCGAAGAGACCUAUGAGUUCGUUGAAGAUCCCAUAUUCUUGAACUGCAGCUCAGUGCCGCUCAAGGGUAGAAUUUGUGAAUUGACCAUCCGGCUUGACAAUAAAGAUCAUAACGGUGUACCCACAUUCGUAAUCAACGACCUUGCCGAUUCCCAGUUUGCCCACAUGGAAAUCAUCUCUGGACCCCCAUACUACAGAUUCUAUGCAGGCGUUCCGAUCACAACAAGAGACGGGGUCAAUAUCGGCAGCCUCGCCGUUAUGGACACCCGAUCUCGCCCAAACGGGUUGACCUCUACCGAGGAAUCGUUUCUUGCAGAGACCGCGCAACAGAUAAUGGUAUUCCUCGAAACGAACAGACAAGCAAUAGAAGGACGUCAAUCUCGCCGAAUGGCCGAGGGUCUUGAAGCUUUCAUUGCGGGACGCAAAAGUGUUCACGGCGAGAAAGCAGGAUUUCAAAACAGUCCACUCUUCAAGAAGAGGUCGAAAUUUGCCUAUGGUCUGGCGGCGCCCCUGGAAAAUAAUACUUCUCCAACGCUAAAAUCGUCUGCCCAGGGUGAGUCUGGCCCCAGAAGUCACACUACCAUCGCUCUUGAACAUGUCGAAGAUCCUAGCACCUCGGACCUUUCCUCAGAUACGGAGAGCUUGAAUGGGUACUCCGAAACCGACGGCGAAUCAAGGACACACACGAAAACCUUCGCGAGAGCUGCGAAUCUGCUGCGAGAGUGUCUGGGACCUCUCGGCGAGGAGGGUGCUGUCGCAUUCGUCACCGUCAAUGCUCGCAUGCGCAGCCUACACAAAAAGAAUGCCAGUAACCCUGGCCAGGCCAUGGGGACCAUGAACGGAGACCCACAGUCCCUAACAAAAUCCUCCAUCAUCGCGUAUUCGACGCAGUCCAACCCGGUCAUUCCCGAAAAGGGGUUGGAAGAGAGAGUAAAUGGUCUAGAUGGGGAAAUACUCAAUGAUCUUGUCAAACGAUAUCCUGGUGGUCGCUUGUUCACCAUGGAAUGGAAUGUGUCUUCCUCAUCCGAAGAUGAUCUGGAGUCUUCAAGGAGAUUCAGGAGCUCCCCCAGUCAAUCGCGCAUACAUAGCCAUCGGAAACGGCUGGAAGUCAAGGCCAUCCGCGCAGCCUUUCCUUUUGCGGGACAAGUCCUCUUCACACCUCUAUGGGAUGCAACAACAGGGUCAUUUGCAUAUGGUUGCUUCGUCGCAACAGCAUUGGAGACGCGAUCCUUCAAUUCAUCUAUUGAAUUACCCUUUCUCAACUCUUUCUGCAGUACAUUGAUGGGCGAGUGCUCACGGUUGGACACAAUGAUUGCUGACAAGCAGAAAUCCGACUUCGUCGGCACGAUAUCUCACGAAAUGCGGAGUCCUUUGCACGGGCUCCUGGCCAGUGUCGAAUUUCUUGCUGAAACAGAUCUCUCUGGAUUUCAGAGGUCACUCAUUUCUACUAUUGAUUCCUGUGGGCGAACACUUCUGGAUACCAUCAACCACGUCCUGGACUUCUCGAAAAUCAACUCGUUUCAAAAGCACUGGCAGGCUUCGAACAAGAAGCACUCCCACGCAUCACGCCGCCACAACUUUUUAGGCCCGGAUAAUUCUUCCAAGACUAUCUCCCACGGCGCUCCUGCACUGCUGCAACUCCUUGGCGUUAUAGAUGUGUCAGCAGUGUUAGAGGAGGUUGUUGACGGGUUGGUUCUUGGUUAUACAUACACAUCUGGCUUGGAUCUGACGGAUAUACCACGAGAAGCACCAGGCCGGGGGAAGAGGGGACGGCCCGAAACCCAUUGCGUGGAUCCUGUCAAGAUCACAUUGGACGUGCAGAAAGCUGAUUGGACAUUCUUGACCCAGCCAGGGGCAGUCCGCCGAAUUAUCAUGAAUCUUACUGGAAAUGCGAUCAAAUAUACAAGUCGGGGAUCAAUCAAGGUUCGACUCCAACUGCAGACAUCUCAGGAGGAGAGAGGCAACGAUGUGAUGGUGUUGACGGUGGCGGAUACUGGAAAGGGUAUCUCGCAGGAUUUCCUAUCUACCAAGCUCUUUGUACCCUUUGCGCAGGAAAACGCUCUGGCCCCGGGAACCGGUCUUGGGUUGAGCAUUGUGCGCAGCAUUGUCUUGAUGCUGGGCGGUUCGAUUGAUGUGAAAAGCAAAUUAAACGAAGGGACAACGGUCGAGGUUGUGUUACCAAUCAAGAGACCCCUACCUGGGCAGACCUCGACUCAGACUACUCCCUACUCUGACGGCGCCAGCGGCCUGAAUUCUAACGGCAGCUCCAAUGCCGACAACUCGAUAUCGCUGUUGCGAGAUGAAUGGUCGGACGCGGCAGUAACAUUCUGGCAACCGGAACUGGAGCCAGACGACGACCUCGCACGCAUUGUUGAAUCAUAUGUACAGGAUUGGUACAAUCUUCCGUUCCUGGACCCGCUGCUGUGUGAUAGCUGCGCCGUUGUCGUUGCAGAGGAGGAGAACCUGGAGCGUUUACUCGGUCGAUUGGUGGCAACACCUGGACGACGUCCAGCAUUGGUGGUGAUGUGUUCGGUCCUGUCCAGGCACAGCGUGGCACUGGUGCAGUCCUUGGAAGAACGCAUAUGCAGUGCUGUGGAAUUUGUUUCGGAGCCUUGUGGUCCUCACAAACUGGCUCGUAGUAUACGGUUGGCUCUCGAAAAGCAAGCGGCUGUGCGGUCACGAUUUUCACUUGCGGUCGACCAACAAGUCGUACUUCCGAGCGUUGAGACUGCAAGCACGACUCCCGGUACAACCGACUCUGUUUCUCUUGGUACAACCGAAACAGAGUCGGUGGUGGAAGAGUUGGCAGAGAUGGACCUCAACCGGCCCGGCGAGACUGACAACGCUAAGGUGGUUCAAGCAACGGAGACCUUUGCCGCUUCCCAGGCGAGCCACAAUGCACAGAUGGCAAUACAUGACCCCAUAACCGCUCUGCGGACACCGAGAAAUCAUGUCAGCGAAGGAGAAUCUUUCCCCUUUCCCUCACACAGUCAAGAGAGCUCUAGGAUGCGUCGCGAGAGCGAUCGAUGGUCUAUCCACAAGAACCCAAGCAACCCAGCCUCACCCCACGAAGCACCAAAUGUUCGCUCAAGGGCUCCGUCUUCACCACAGCCAACCAUUGCCAGGGUUGAUCCGCAUAUUCUCCUGGUGGACGACAAUAAGAUCAAUCUUAAGCUGCUCGAGACGUUUUUGAAGACGAAAAGGAAAUAUGGGCGCAUUGAGCAAGCGGAGGAUGGUCAGCAGGCCGUUGACGCUGUCAAAGCGGCUAAAGACCCCUUUGACAUUAUCUUUAUGGACAUUUCGAUGCCAAUACUAGACGGAUUCGAGGCCACCCGUGCCAUUCGUCAGUACGAAGAUCUACGCGGCUGUAAACCUGGUGCUAUGGUCAUCGCACUGACCGGAUUGGCAAGUGCCAGAGACCAAAGCGAAGUUUUCAGCAGUGGAUGCGACAUAUAUAUGACGAAGCCUGUGAGCUUUAAAGAGGUCGGUAAACUUCUGAACAACUGGGAGGCUCACAAGACUAUCGACUCGAUAUGA
This is a messenger RNA of Fonsecaea multimorphosa CBS 102226, 3843 nucleotides long. RefSeq lists its product as uncharacterized. The transcript has 2 exons. Gene Ontology annotation, molecular function: phosphorelay sensor kinase activity; protein binding. Gene Ontology annotation, biological process: phosphorylation; phosphorelay signal transduction system. Bases 1 to 3843 code for a protein of 1280 amino acids. Lineage: Eukaryota; Fungi; Ascomycota; Eurotiomycetes; Chaetothyriales; Herpotrichiellaceae. The record is from RefSeq and is a predicted model, not a curated record.